This is a messenger RNA of Acaulospora morrowiae, 278 nucleotides long. NCBI's taxonomy places the organism in Eukaryota, Fungi, Glomeromycota, Glomeromycetes, Diversisporales, Acaulosporaceae. The record is from the annotation of a GenBank genome assembly.
GAAAAGGGGGCUUUGGAAUUGUUCAAAAAGCAACAUGGACAGAAGGGCAGAUCGAUCAGAUCAUUGGAUGGAAUUAUCUCAGAAGUCAAUGGGAGAGGCAUGGUCGAACAAGGGUAGUGGUUAAGAUAUUGGAUAAUUCCCGGAAUAUUGAUGUGGAUUUCUUUAAGAAGAUGAUGCCACUUCUUAAAGUUAAAUCCUUGAUCUCUGAAAGUUUGUCCUAUCAUUUAAUCCGAUGCGCAGGAAUUACAAGGGAUCCAGAAACUCGGAAAUAUGCAAUA